Molecule: messenger RNA, 2064 nt
Organism: Aspergillus puulaauensis
Lineage: Eukaryota; Fungi; Ascomycota; Eurotiomycetes; Eurotiales; Aspergillaceae
Product: DUF2264 domain-containing protein
Exons: 2
Coding region: 1-2064 (687 amino acids)
Source: RefSeq, a predicted model, not a curated record
AUGCCUCCCUUACCAGGCUUCUCAGACAACCCAUUCGAAUCCCGGACGGACCUCGUCCGAGCCGCAAAGGCUAUUAUCGCGGCACUGGAGCCGUACAAGAGCAAGGCCAAUUCGAGGAUCAAAAUCCCGGUCGCGACAGCAGCAGGAUUCGACGAAACCGCAGCGCAACUGGAGGGGUUCGCUCGUCCGUUAUGGGUAGUCCCAUUCCUCCUGAAUGACCAUGUCGAUAAUGUCAACCUAGCAUCAUGGGUUCACGGUUUACAGGCAGGUACGGAUCCAAGUUCACGAGAAUAUUGGGGCGACCUUACAGACUUCGACCAGAGGAUGGUUGAGAUGGAGUCCAUUGCUGUCGCGCUCCUGGCUGCCCCGAAUGCGUUCCUCGGACCCAUGCCAGCUUCUGCGAGACUGAAUCUUAUUACCUGGCUGCGGCAGAUAAACGAUCAUAAAAUGCCCCAGAAUAACUGGCUCUGGUUUCGAGUGUUUGUCAAUCUUGCACUGACAAAGACCCUUGGGAUACCCCGAGAUGAGCUCCAAGAGCAGAUCACCGCCGACCUCAAUACACUGGACACAUUCCGGAUCGGCGAAGGAUGGUCCAGUGAUGGCGCCUGGGGUGCUGAGCGGAAACAGGCAGACUAUUACUCUGGGAGCUUCGCCAUCCAGUUUGCGCAAUUGCUCUAUGUCCGUUUCAACAGCGAGGAUCAUGCCAGAGCAGAGCAGUAUCGUCGGUCAGCCAGAAAGUUUGGAUCAGUCUUCUGGCGGUAUUUUGACACUAAUGGUGCUGCUAUUCCCUUCGGUCGGAGCAUGACCUAUCGCUUCGCCUUUGCGGCCUUUUGGUCUGCAGCAGCUUGUGCGGACGUUCAAUUGCCUGAACCAUUGGCAAGCAUUGGCUCUGUUAAAGGGAUGCUCCUGCGACAUUUACGCUGGUGGUCAAAGUGCCCUGAUAUCUUCAACGUGGACGGCACGAUGAACAUCGGCUUCACGUACCCGAACAUGUACCUGGCCGAGAACUACAACUCUCCACAGUCGGUGUACUGGUGCUUGAAGUCAUUUACUGUCCUUAUGCUACCGGAAGACCAUCACUUUUGGCGGACACCGGAGCUCCUGCAUCCGUCCCUUGUUACGCCUACCCUGCCACGAGUGCAGGUCGUCUGGCCGCCGCGACAUAUCCUAUGCAAUAGCCCCGAGCAUCACUUCCUCCUGUCAUCAGGCCAAAUGACGAGGAAAGCACACAAGGCUCGGGAGGCUAAAUAUGGGAAGUUUGCAUACUCCUCUGCAUUCGGAUUUAGUGUACCAUGUGGGCCUCUCCAUGAACAAAUUGCACCGGAUAGUGCUCUAUCUGUAAGCCAUGAUGACGGUGAGACAUGGAAAGUUAGAUCGGAACCAUUCGAUGAGAGCAUUGUCGGUAUCAAGAUAUCUGGCCGGGAUCCAAGAGUAAUUCCAGCUAUUUCCAGCGUGUGGCGCCCAUGGAAGUACCUCGACCUGACCAUUACAACGAUACUGGCCCCGCUGAUGGUGGAAUUCCCAGGAUGGCACGUUAGGCUACACAGAAUUAAGAGUAAGCGUACACCAGAGCAAUUUCAGUGGAAGAGGAUUGAACUGGUGGAUGCCGGGUUUGCAUUGGAUGCCCAAACCUGCGCUGGUGGGCUCAUUCCGGAGGUCCAGUCAGUGUCCGGUAAGGUGGAAGGGCACUACGUGACCAGCUCUGAGUGCCUAAUCAAGUCUCGUGCUGGGGCAAGCGGCAUUGUGGAUUUCACAGAGCAAUCCUGUAUCUCGGCCCAGGGUAUCAAAAUGGACAUCCAAACAGGGGGUUCCGUGAUGAGGGCAGACCCAAACACCAACAUCAUUGCUUCCAGGACCUUAAUCCCGUGCGUACGUAGUAACAUUGCAGUCGUUGGACAAGGGCAGACUGACAAUAUGGACGUUGAAUACUGGCUGGUGUCCGGGAUCUUUGCGGUAACAGCGAGUGCCGGCUUGGGGCAGGACACUAUUGAUAACAUGUGGUUGAAUAGACCACGGCCAUCUAUUAGAAUACUGGGUGAUGAUGUGACCAUUGCAUUUGAAUAA